Molecule: messenger RNA, 2414 nt
Organism: Rattus norvegicus (Norway rat)
Lineage: Eukaryota; Metazoa; Chordata; Mammalia; Rodentia; Muridae
Source: RefSeq, a predicted model, not a curated record
CAAGGCAGGACGUCCCUCUCCACCCUCCAAUUCCCACCAGAGGCCUCUCUUGUGACUAUUGGACGCUGCUCCUUUAAAAGCAGCCACUCCUCCUGGCUUCUAGGGUGUGGGGGUGGGGGCUGAGAUGGAGGGAAGCUGACAGAAUUACCUCAACAAUUAGGGAAGAUGGACCAGGCUGGAAAAGUCGCUCCCAAGCCCUAAUGUCCCCUUCCCUAAGCCAGCGGGUCUGGGGGGAAAACUUCCCAUCCCAGACGCGACACGAGAUGGCUCCGUGGCCUCACAAAAACGGCUCUCUGGCUUUCUGGUCAGACGCCCCCACCUUGGACCCCAGUGCAGCCAACACCAGUGGGUUGCCAGGGGUGCCAUGGGCAGCGGCAUUGGCUGGAGCAUUGCUGGCGCUGGCCACGGUGGGAGGCAACCUGCUGGUAAUCACAGCUAUCGCCCGCACGCCGAGACUACAGACCAUAACCAACGUGUUCGUGACUUCGCUGGCCACAGCUGACUUGGUAGUGGGACUCCUCGUAAUGCCACCAGGGGCCACAUUGGCGCUGACUGGCCACUGGCCCUUGGGCGCAACUGGCUGCGAGCUGUGGACGUCAGUGGACGUGCUCUGUGUAACUGCCAGCAUCGAGACCCUGUGCGCCCUGGCUGUAGACCGCUACCUAGCCGUCACCAACCCUCUGCGUUACGGCACGCUGGUUACCAAGCGCCGCGCCCGGGCGGCAGUAGUCCUGGUGUGGAUCGUGUCCGCCACCGUGUCCUUUGCGCCCAUCAUGAGCCAGUGGUGGCGUGUAGGGGCAGACGCUGAGGCGCAAGAGUGUCACUCCAAUCCGCGCUGCUGUUCCUUUGCCUCCAAUAUGCCCUACGCGCUGCUCUCCUCCUCCGUCUCCUUCUACCUUCCCCUCCUUGUGAUGCUCUUCGUCUAUGCUCGAGUGUUCGUCGUAGCUAAGCGCCAGCGGCGUUUGCUGCGCCGGGAGCUGGGCCGUUUUCCGCCCGAGGAGUCUCCGCGGUCUCCGUCGCGCUCUCCAUCCCCUGCCACAGUCGGGACACCCACGGCAUCGGAUGGAGUGCCCUCCUGCGGGCGGCGGCCUGCGCGCCUCCUACCGCUCGGGGAACACCGCGCCCUGCGCACCUUGGGUCUCAUUAUGGGCAUCUUCUCUCUGUGCUGGCUGCCCUUCUUUCUGGCCAACGUGCUGCGCGCACUCGUGGGGCCCUCCCUAGUUCCCAGCGGAGUUUUCAUCGCCCUGAACUGGUUGGGCUAUGCCAACUCUGCCUUCAACCCGCUCAUCUACUGCCGCAGCCCGGACUUUCGCGACGCCUUCCGUCGUCUUCUGUGCAGCUACGGUGGCCGUGGACCGGAAGAGCCACGCGUGGUCACCUUCCCAGCUAGCCCUGUUGCGUCCAGGCAGAACUCACCGCUCAACAGGUUUGAUGGCUAUGAAGGUGAGCGUCCAUUUCCCACAUGAAGGACCAUGGAGAUCUAGCAAGGAGCCUGUGAGUUGAAUUUGAGCUGCUUUUCUCCCUCAGGGACUGGAUUCGAGGUGUAGGGUGGGAUGAGGGAGGGUGCAGGAUGAUCCCUAUAUCUUUGAAAAGUAAAUAUGCUAUUCAGGGUUCCUGAGUCACUCCCCUCUUACCUCCAGUGCUUGAUCCGCACCUCCUUGACUGGUUACCCCAAGAAAUAUUGUUUCCGUUUUGCAGGACUUCUGGAGAAAUUUUUUUUUAAGACAGAAAGACAAGCAACGUCCAUGGAUGCAAACUUUUUAUACAGCCCUUGAUUUCUGCUCAGAGUGAGUUCCCAGGAACCGCAACUCUCCAGAACCAAUGACUAGACCACAGAAUGUAAAGGGGAAAUCUUACCAAAUGGGUUUUACCAUCUUCUCUCUCUUUCUGAGAGACGUUGUCUAGGAUCCACCUUGAACUUCGCUACUACCUCAGCCGCCGGGAUAUCAGGCCACCCGUGCUUGACUGCCCUGGGAGGAGCUGCGUUCCCACCACCACCCUGCUUAUUAUGUUUGUGCUGGAUGCUUAGGGCUAAGAAAGCACCCUUACCUACCUCCCUUCCUACUGCUUUCCUGACCCCAUGAAUGACUUUUGUCUCCACAAAUCACUCUGUCUCCAGGUUCUGUGUUCCCAGUCUCUGUGUCUCUGGUUAGUUGGAAAGCAGGAAACCCGGCGGGGGAGGCGGGGGAGGGGGGGAACGACCAAGUUUGAGGUUUUGUCCCUGGCUCCUCACUACAGCUCUCUAAACAUCAUCUUGGACCAUCUCUCACAAUAGGCACAAAACAGCUCUAAUCUACCUCACUCUUAGGACUUCAAGGUUUGGGAGAAAUUCCAGGGUUCCUGGGAAGAAGUCAAACCAUUGGAAUGGGUCCCUUUUCCACUUAAAAUCAAAUUAAUAAAUAUUAUUGAAUGUG